Messenger RNA from Salvelinus fontinalis (brook trout), 3619 nucleotides. RefSeq names its product renin binding protein (gene renbp). The record is from RefSeq and is a predicted model, not a curated record. Gene Ontology annotation, biological process: carbohydrate metabolic process; N-acetylmannosamine metabolic process; N-acetylglucosamine metabolic process. The transcript is spliced from 8 exons. Gene Ontology annotation, molecular function: N-acylglucosamine 2-epimerase activity; peptidase inhibitor activity. NCBI's taxonomy places the organism in Eukaryota, Metazoa, Chordata, Actinopteri, Salmoniformes, Salmonidae. Bases 952 to 1941 code for a protein of 329 amino acids.
AAAAAAUCCAAGAUGGUGUAGCAGUGCAGAUGUUGUUUGUUGUUCUCCCAUGUAUAUUUGGUCUUGUCUUUUUUUGUAUACAUUUCAAUUUAUUUUCAAUCUCUUUUUCCAUUUUUAAAUUAAAUAUAUCUUCCGGCAACCCGCCUCACCCAAUGUGAUACUGAUCUGCUAUAUUUAGACCUUAUUGCCAGAACCUGCAUCAUGAGCUAACCAGCUAAUUAGCUACUAGCAUUUUAGUCAUUGUUAGCCACUGCUAGCGGUCUUUACCUUUUACACAGAAACCAGCUGCUUUUAGCCUGCCAGUAUCUGACUGUUUUCUCCACUAUAACACCGGAUUCCUGCCAAAAGCCCUGGACCAUUACUCCUGAUUAUCACAGCUAGCUAGCUGCCACCGAGUGGCCCAGCCCCGAAGCUAGCUUUGAGCCAGGGCCAACUCCCGGCCUGCUCAGUGAUCACUCGGCUACACAGCUGAUGCCUCCCGGACUCUUCACUCUUCACUAACACGAUUAGCAUCCACUACUCCACCGGAUUCUUGCCGUAAGCUCUGGACCUUUAAAUCGUAUCAUCGCUGCUAGCUAGCUGCUACCAAGUGGCUAUAGUGGCUAACGCCCUUGUCCUGAAGCUAGCACCAGUUAGCCGCGAGCCAGGCGCAUCUCGCGGCUAGCAAACAAAAUUACUCCAGCUACAAUACCACUUUUGCCAACUGGCCUGGACCCUUUGACACGGAGCCCCGCCGUUCCAUCGUGACUAGUCUGCUGAUGUAAUUCCAUCCGUUGUGCACUCAACCGGCCUUUGCCAGACGUCGGAGCAGACGCUUCUACUAGCCCCAGCCUGCUAACUUUUUUGAACGCCGUGUCUCCCGCUUGCUAGCGUAGUAACUACUACCCAGCGGCUUCCCUGUUUCAUCUAUUGCUGUUCACUGGACCCUAUGAUCACUUGGCUACAUAGCUGAUGCCUGCUGGACUGUUCAUUAAUCAUGGAGGUGCAUUCUUGCGACGCUUCGCUCGCAUUCCCAGUAGUGGCAGCCCAUGGAAGUGUGCCUUUUGUUUGACCAGGGACGGUAAAGCCCUGAAAGUGCAGAGGACCAUCUUCAGCGAGUGUUUCUAUGUCAUGGCCAUGGAUGAGCUGGCUAGGGUCACAGGAGACAAAGACAUGCAGGCGGAAGCAGCACAAAUGAUGGACCAGCUGGUCCACUGGGUCAGGGUGGACCCAUCGGGCCUGGGCAAGCCCCAGCUUUCUGGAGACACCCCGGUCUGCAGCAUGGCUGUCCCCAUGAUGCUGCUGUGUCUGGUGCAGCAGCUCACGGAGGCCCGCAGCGGGGAGGAGGUAGACAAGUACAGGGAGGUUGGGGGCUGGUGCGUAAAGCAGAUCCUUCAACACCUUCAGAGAGGUGGUACGGCCAUUUUGGAAAGUGUCUCAUCAGAAGGAAAGGAACUUCCUGGUUGCGAGGGGCGACUGCAGAACCCAGGCCAUGCACUGGAAGCAGGCUGGUUCCUGCUUCAGUACGGUUUGGAAAAUGGGGACCAGGAGCUCCAAAGGACAGCAGUGGACAAGUUCAUGGAGAUCCCCUUUCUGACAGGCUGGGACAAGGAGCACGGAGGGCUCCUCUACUUCCUGGAUGUGGACGGUUACUGCCCCACACAGUUGGAGUGGAGUAUGAAACUAUGGUGGCCGCACUGUGAGGCUCUCAUCGCGUACCUGAUGGCCUACAGCCAUACCAAAGAGCCAGCCCUGCUGGAGCGAUUCUCUCAAGUGUACGACUACACCUUCAGCCAUUUUUCUGAUGCGGAGAAUGGCGAGUGGUUUGGAUAUUUGACCCAGCAAGGGAAAGUGGCACUGGAUUUUAAAGGAGGGCCUUUCAAAGGUUUCUUCCAUGUGCCUCGCUGCCUUUAUAUGUGCGAGAAAAUCCUGGACUCUAUACUGAACAAACAAGAAUCCUGAGGUCAUCAACUAGCAUGACCUGGACAAUGUCAUUUUAUAAUCAUUAUUUACACUGAGUAUGCAAAACUUUAAGAACACCUUCCUAAUAUUGAGUUGCAUUGCCCCCUUUUGCCCUCAGAACAGCCUCAAUUCGUCAGGGCAUGGACUCAACAAGGUGUCGAAAGCUUUCCACAGGGAUGCUGGCCAAUAUUGACUCCAAUGCGUCCCACAAUUGUCAUGUUGGCUGGAUGUCCUUUGGGUGGUGGACCAUUCUUGACACACACGGGAAACUGUUGAGUGUGAAAAACCCAGCAGCUUUAAAGUUCUUGACACAAACAAUAUCCCGUUCAAAGACACUCACCCUUUGAUUAGCACACAUACACAAUCCUUGUAUCAAUUGUUUCAAUGCUUAAACAUCCUUCUUUAACCUGUCUCCUCCCCUUCAUCUACACUGAUUUGAAGUGGAUUUAGCAAGUGACACCAAUAAGGAAGCGUAGCGUUCACUUGGUCAGUCUCUUGGAAAUGUUUUGUACACAGUGUAGGUCUAUAUUGGACAAUGGUGUCAAUUUCCUGAGAUUCUGGAGACAGUUUUGAAAGCAAAAUUGCAGAUUACUGCAUAUGUUCUUUAAGUGAAGAUGGCCUACAUUUUAUUAGUAACAAUGAAGGGGAAAGAAAAUGGAUAUAGAAAUAGGGGACACACACUGCAAAGUUUUGUACUAAGAUGAUUACAUUACAUCAGCUCAACUGUUUGUGUUACCUGUGUGUUGUAAGCCCACAUGUUUGGCAUCUUGAAAUAUGAAACACAAUUUAAUAAAUUCAUGAAAUCAUAGGCAAAUAAGGGAAAUAUUGUUAUCACGUAAGGUGACCCAAAAUCACUUUGUUAUUUACCAUAGAGAAUAUUGCAACAAGUUAUUGAGUGUCAAAGCCUGCAAGCCGGAAAGACACAACAUCACCAUCUAUAACAUUAUUGUCAGGAGGUCAUGUACCGGUGUGCAGCUCUGCUUCUCGCACCAAGAGAAGCUUAGACUAAUUUCACAUAAUGGCCACAAGGCUCUUGCUUAAUUUGAAGUAGUGUUUGAAACUUAAAUCAUUUGAACUUUGAGCGCAGCAAGCAGCACCACAAAAAUGCCCCAUGACCCUUUUAGACCCAAGAUAACUUGUUGUAGCUGUUCUAUGAUAAAUGUAUCACAUGUAAAUUGCGCUUUUAUGAUCCAUAACCUAAUUCAUAUUUUAAAAUUGUAUACUGUAGUUAUAUUAUGAUUUUCUUUCUAAUUUUUCAUUUACUGGUAUGUUAAUUUCAUAAUUUGUAGUGCUUUUUUUAAAGUCUAGCAGCUGUAUAGUUAUAAGGAAAUAACAAUUUACAGUAACUCAUGUCUGGUCAAUGAUUAAAUUAACCUACAUGCUGCCAAACGUUCUAUGACAGUCAUUGAAUAAUACAAUUACAUUCUGUGUUAUGUCCUUUCUAUCUGUGAUACUUGUAUUUUCAUAACAAUGGACGAAGUAAAACAGACUGGGACACAAGGCAAAAACAUUGCGGCUCAUUUCAAGUAAAUACCAGGUUUAUUGUAAUGAUUAAUGUUUUAAAAUAUAAACUCAGCAAAAAAAGAAACAUCCCUUUUUCAGGAUCCUGUCUUUCAAAGAUAAUUUGUAAAAAUCCAAAACUUCACAGAUCUUCAUUAUAAAGGGCUUACACACUGUU